This is a messenger RNA of Chelonus insularis, 7480 nucleotides long. Its product is annotated as zinc finger protein basonuclin-2-like. The transcript is spliced from 6 exons. Bases 857 to 5935 code for a protein of 1692 amino acids. The record is from RefSeq and is a predicted model, not a curated record. Gene Ontology annotation, biological process: regulation of DNA-templated transcription. NCBI's taxonomy places the organism in Eukaryota, Metazoa, Arthropoda, Insecta, Hymenoptera, Braconidae. Gene Ontology annotation, cellular component: nucleus.
GUGUACAAGAUCGAGUGCAUUUUGUUGUCGUUGUUUUUUCUAGUUUAAUUCGUUAAAAUAAAUAAAAUUUGCAUACAAACACAUUCCUAUUGAAUGCCCGAAGCGUUUAUUGACAUAAUUGUACAUAGAAAGAGAAGAAUUAACAAGUAAUUGCGUUUGAAAUAAUAUUCUUUCUUCUGGGAAUACAUGGAAGUUCUAACCCGGUACGCGGUUAUCCACGAUUAAUUACGAAAACGCACGAAUCGGUUUCUCAACGCGGGGUAACAGAGUCUUUCAUGGUUCGUUCGAGAGAACGGUCGGAGUCGCGAACCUUCUUAAAAUUAUCUUUAAUAAAUGUUUGUUUAUGUUAAUUCGUGUUUAUUAUCCGCAAGAGUUGGCCAUGACAGUGAUAAGUGCGUAAGCGUCUCGUAACUUUGUGUGAUAAUGUGGGGUUAGGACAUAGGAGCGUGAAGACAGUAGUGACGUCUAAGUGAAUAAGUUUAUGUGACACAGUUUUUAAAUGGAAAUAAUGAUAAUGAGAUGAUAGAAGAAGUUUGAAAAUCCAACAAGAAGGAAUUAUUCUUUGGAGGGAAAAUAAGAAUUGUAGGCGGAGCGUUGAGGAAGGGGACACGUGACACGGAAACUGUCACGCCGCCCUUGCCUCCUUCCCCUACCAUCCUUCCUCUAAACUCCCUCUCUAUCCUGCAACCCUCGAACCCCACUCCAACGACCAAAAACGACUGGAGAUGUUGCUUCUCUUCAAUAUAAUAUGACUAGAAUGUCCGUGGAAAUGCUAUGAUAUUGACCUGAUGCUUUACAAAUUUUUCUGAUAAUCCUAUGCUGUUUCAUGUUUUCUUUUGAUGUUUAGCAAGAGGAGAUGCAGAAGGCAAACCUUGACAUUAACUGUAAGACAAAUGGUUCAGGCUUGCAUUUGGACGUUGAUAAGUCCUCGAAGGAAGUGCUAGUGAAACAAGAAGCACAGGCAGUUGAUGAUGAAGCUACUAAGGUGAGAAUAAAACAAGAAUUCUCUGAAGAAAAUGAAAGUAGUCGUGUAAAUAUUGUAAAGAACGAGGUAUUAUCAGACUCGGAAGACUUUAAUCAAGGUUUUCAAGGCGUUGAACCUUCAAAUGAUAAUCAUCCUCGAAACUUCAGUCAUUCAAAUUUUCAAAAACAAUGGAAAUCUAGAGAAAUUAAUGAUUUAUCUCGUUUCUCGAAUCAGUACUUAUCAGCAAUGCAACAUCCGGCUUAUCAAGCCGUCGGUCCAGCAUUGCUAAAUGCUAUUGAAAAUCCGUAUUUUUCUUCAUCAUUUCCCUCUGCUUCUUCAAUACAAUCUGCCUUUUUUGAUCAAUCUCAAGACUCAGAACGCGAGAAAUAUGUCAAUGAGGUCAAACACCAGAGUCAUGAGAUAAAUGAAGAUAAACGAUUGGGUUAUCAUAAUCAUCAGGUGUCCAAGAAUAAUUUUACUACUUUUGCUAGAGAAUUUAAUGAAUCUGUUCUCCGCGAUCAUCGUUCUCAUCAUGAGUUUCACCAUGGAAAAUCGCUUGAGAUGAGAUAUCCAUAUGAUUUUCGUUCUUCAGAGCUGUCAUAUUUUAUUCAGCAUCAACAACUAGCAAAUCAAAAUAGCAUGCGAACUUUGUACCCAGGAAAAUAUCAAAGGAAGUGGAAUAAUUUGGCACUGAAGUUACUACAGCAGACAUCCCUGCCUUCAUGGUUUAUUAGACCGGAAGCACCGGCAAAUUCAUGUACAGGCGCCAACUCGUUGACGAGAAAUCCACAGAUUGAUUUCGCGAAAUCUGCGAUUAAUGAUAGAAACGUGCAUGGACACAUACCCACCAUCUGUACUUCAAUAAGAUGCACUCUAACUGGAUGCACCUGCGACUCCUUCACUCCAGGAAAGCGUCACCUGCGUAGCUGCGACAAAUGUCAUCACGGCUGGGUUCUUCAUGCACUCGCGCGACUGUCAAGCCUCCAGACUAGUCCUGAUGAUGGUGGGGAUGUCGCCACCAGCCCACGACGUCCUGGAAGGGAGGACAAAAGCGCUGUAGGGAGGGUAAAGCUUCCAAGUGACUGCAGUGGUGGGGAAACAACCGAGGUCGCGGAGAAGGAGGAGAUUCCACCGGCUUCAGAGACUGUCGAGCCGACGGUCGUGUUUGACGUCGCAUCCCUCGUCCUUUACGGCUCACGCGCGCUACCAAGUCGACUUAAGACUCUACUUGAUCAGUUGUUUAACCAGUUGCCACACGCGAAAGUGACACGACUUCUAGCCGCAUUUGGCUGGACCCACGAGGAUUAUUGUAGAGGAUACAUACUGCAGGACUCUCAGAACGGCCCACUGCUGGACCGAUGGAGCAUUUGUUCAGCUGAAGAGGAACCGCUGGUUCUUCAGCAGUUCCUCAGGUUCCCAGAGACGCGUCCAUACGUGCAGCAGCUGUUGCUGGCUGCCGGCACUCCAGCGUCGUCGGAUGCUAUGUCACCGAGCCGACGACCAUCACCGCCGACUAUGCCAUUAGCUCAUUUACCACCAUCGAUGCACUUGCUUCAUUGUCGACUACCGCAUCCUGGAUCUCGUUUAGCGUCUUCGCUACCUCCUACGACCUCGCAUUUAUCCAUGUCGCCGUCUGCACAAAAGCAUUAUACACCAUCGACAUCUGCAGCUAGCGCUACUACCAACGUAGCUAAUUCUCCACCAAGAAGCCUUGAAUCUUCGAGUUCUCAUCUUGCUUCGCCACUUAAUCGACUACAAAGUAUGCAGCCAUUUGACUUUCGUGAGCUUGGAAGCCUUGGCUUGCCAGGUUUCCCACCUCUUGGUCCACCACCACUAGAUCAACUCUUGCAGUCUAGAAAAUCAAUGAGACAUCCACAAAGUCCACACAGUCCACCUCAUCAUUCAUCAGCAUCUCAAUUGAGGCCACCAAUGCCAGUAGCACCGAUCUCCACUACAGCUUUAGCUUUUGGUCAUCCUCUCGCAGUCGCUGGUUCAUCAGGAGCUUUACCUCCCAAUUUUCCAGUUAAUUUCUCCCACCCGUCAAUGGGGAAACUCAAUACCGCUCUAACUGGUCCAGUUGAUGGUCAAAGUACUGGUGAUAAGAGUGAGUUUGGAUCAGAAACUGAAGAUGAUGAUGAAAAUUCUGGCAGUGCACUCAAUUUGAGUAGAAAGGAUUCUGUUAAACAAGAUAGACAGAGACAUCAACCUAUUCAAGCUGCUGUUCCACUUCAAGCUGCUGCUCCACUUGUCAGACCUCAAGGUAUUCCUGGUAGAAAGUCUCAAUCUCCAGGCAAACGAAGCCAAUGGGGAACUUCAUCUAAUUUACCGCCUAAUCUUGGAACUCCUUUCAUUAAUCCUGCAACAGGCAAGAAACGAGUCCAGUGCAAUGUUUGUCUUAAAACUUUCUGCGAUAAAGGUGCAUUAAAGAUUCACUUCAGUGCAGUACAUUUACGAGAAAUGCAUCAAUGUACUGUAAAAGGCUGCAACACUAAAUUCAGCUCACGAAGAUCCAGAAAUCGUCAUAGUGCUAAUCCUAAUCCUAAACUUCAUUCUCCUCAUCUACGAAGAAAGAUCUCACCGCACGAUGGUCGCUCAUCAAUGGCUCAUGCUCUUGUCCUACCUCAACAGAUUGGACUUCCUGUUCCUGCAAGUGGAUUAAAUCAUCUUCCAUUUGGAUCUUUUCCAUUGCUGACACCACCACCUGAUCUCCGUUCACCAGCAUCGCUUUGUGCUUUAGACUUCAAGCAUCUAGAUCUCUCAUCAACUCAAAGCCAAGUCAUGUCAUACGACGAGGCUAUUCAUCAAAGAAUGAUAACCACUACUGCAGCUACAACAACUGCACCAACGACUGGUCCAUUCUCAGCGUUUGCUAAUACAAUUACAACAACUAGUACUCACCUGAAGGGAUCAUCCAGCACUGCUAGUACUGCUGGAGCAUCACCGUCUUCUCAAACACCGUCAGUUAUUCUUGAAGGUGAAGAAGAAGACGACGAUGAAGAAGGUAUUGUAAUUGUUGGUGAUGAGAUGGAUUCAAUGGAUGCUGGAAGAUCAUCAAGGAAUGACGACGACCAGUCAGCUCCAUACAACUUGGCAAAACGACCAAAGUUGUCAAUUGGUGAAGGAGGUGAUGAAGAUCUCGUUAGUAACACAGACAGCGUUGAUGACACUGACUCAAUGGGUACAAUGGAUCAUCAUUCCACGUCUUUCAAUAACGCUCACAUGCAAUCCAAUGUCACAUUUAAUAAUCGUGGUGUACGAAAAAGAAAGUCACAGCAUCCAACAAGAUGUGCUAUGGCUACAGAAGCACAUUCAUCGUCGACUGAUGGAGACUCUUCUAAUGAUGCAGUUUUUCAAGAUCAACCCGAAGACAUGUCAAUGUCUCGGCUAGGGGCUGAACAACAGCGUAAAUCUUCACUUUCACCACGUAGAUCAAUUGCUGACAAUGAGCCAAACAAUCAAGUAGUAGUUGAAGUGAAACAAGAAUAUUCAGAGAGAACUUCAGAGACUGAAACCAAUACUGAGGAGCCGCAAGAUGAACCAAGAGAUCUUAGUUCUCGAGCGAGUAGCGUGAGGUCACCUAAAAGACCUCUCUCACCUGAGCCAAAGCGAGAGUCUUGCUCACCCCACGACAGAACUUCAGUAGACGAGCGCAAUGAUGAAGUACUCAGUCAACGUCGUAAAAGUCGACGUAGCAGCAACGAGGUCGAAGGAGAGAAAGACGAGAAAGAGAAUGUAGUCGAUGAUGAGCAUAAAGCAGUGGUGAAAGAGGAAGUUCCUGAAGAAGCUACGCAAGAAGAAGAGCCCCGUGUUCCAGCUACGAACGAAGCUGAUGAGGAGGAUGAUGAUGACAAUGACGAUGAAUCGAAGGAUGGAAGUCGUCGUAAACGUGAAGGUGAGCGUCCCGAUGUUCCUUCCCGUGCCCCGAGCUCGAUCGACAACUAUCCAACCGCUACUGACGAACUCUCCCUCGACUCCUCGAAUGCUUUGCGUCAACUCGAGUCCUUGUCGCAGGGUCGCAUGAUGGGUCCAUACAACUCAGGGAGCCGUUCGGCGUCGAGGCCUGGCAGAAUCUCUACCAGCCCCACCACCAGCCCUAUCCUGAUGCAGGACAACACCAUGGACAAUUACUCUCGUGGCUCGCGCUCGUCCAGCGCCUCGCCCUCCACAGCGGCUAUGGAUACGGACAGUAGUCUCAUCACCUACGCGAGGUACGAGAACGGUGGUUUUGUGAGUACUCAGGAGGUUCCACUUGAUCGAGAAAACCCACGGCGAUGUACAGCCUGCGGCAAGGUCUUUCAAAAUCAUUUUGGUGUUAAAACACAUUACCAAAAUGUUCAUCUUAAGUUGAUGCAUCGCUGCAGUGUUGAUGGUUGCAACGCAGCUUUCCCGUCCAAAAGGUCUCGAGAUCGUCAUUCAGCCAAUCUCAAUCUUCAUCGAAAAUUACUCUCAACUACAUCCAGUCCACCACUGUCUUCAAGUUUACCACCGAGCCUAUCUCCAAGAAUCGAAGACUCUCAAAUGAAUCCUCUGCUUCACAAUGACUUUCUCGCUCGGCUUUAUGCUGAUGCAGGAAUUGGUGGACUUGGUGGUUAUGGUCUACCUUCAGCAGUUGAUCUAGCUGCAAGAAUACCGCCUCCACAUCUAUUGAUGCCACCACAUCUAGGCACAUUCCCCGGGCUAUCAUCAUUCGCUAGCCAUCUUGCUGGUCUCAAUGGUCUCACUCAUCAACAUCUGAGUCAAUUAAAUCAUCUUACAAGGCUAAAUCAAGAACGAGAAUCCUCUCAGAGAAGCCCAGUUUCUAGACCAUUAUCACCAGCAGCUUCUCCAACGUCAGAAGAACGUCAAGAAGAAAUGAAAUGCACCAUAGCCGGAUGUGACAGAGUCUUUGGUUCUCGAGCGGUACGUGAUGCUCACUCGCGUGAUCCUCAGGCUCACAGGGACCUGCCGGUCAUCUCCACUAGUGGCUCGUGACCAACGUCCGCGUAUCCGCUCGCAAUCUCCCGGCGCGGCUACGAACCAUACCUUUAAUCCCAAAAUCUAACUUGGAGAAUUGAAUAUCGCUGAACUGUGGGAUGUACUCGAUUCACUCGUUCUCACUCAACAAGAUCCAGUGUCUGAUAUAUCAACCUUCAUCUUCUUUUUUCGUACUUUCUCGUUCGUGCGUUUCGAUUCGAAAUAUUGAUAUUUGAAAAAUAUUUUUAAUGUUCAAUGCACUUACAAAAAAAAGAACCGACUAUACGAAUGGAACAUUUUAAAUAAAUAUAUAAAUAAAAUACAUAUAAAUACAUAUAUAAGUAAUUAAAAAACUGAGUAGAUUGAAAAAAAAUAAAUAUUUAUUGUAUUAAUUCAAAAGUGAUGAUUACAAAAUCAUAAGAACUUUAUCAUCGUUGUGAUUGCGUACGUUAGUAAUGUACGCUAAUAAAUAUUUAAUCAUUAAUCAGCUUAGUAAUAUUGUAUAUAUCAAUUGAUGUAAUCGCUUAAAUUGUUUUAAUCAAAGUAUAAUUAGAUAUUAAUCUACUCUAGAGCCAGAAUCUGGCACUAGAUUUUGUAAAAUUUGAAUGUUUAAAGUCGUUGAUAAAACCAGUGGCAGUGCUUUAAAGCAAUGGCAAUAAAGGUAGAAUUAUUUCCAGAGUGUUAAUUAAUAAUAUUAUUCAUUGAUUAAUUAUCUAAUCAUGCUCUAAUAAUAAAUAUAAAAUAUUAAUUAGCUCUGGAUUAGCUGUAAAAGAGCGAGAAAAAAUAUAGAUAAAUAAUAUUUAUUUGUUUCUUAGAGAUCUUAAUUAAUUGAUUAAUUAAUAAAUUAAAGUACAUUAACAAAAUAAUUAAUAAUAUCGGUAAUACUUAUAGGCCGGCUGGUAGCAGGCACUGCCGUAAUUUCCUUAUCUUAAAUAAAUCUUGAGAAAAAACUUUUUAAAUUCACUAUCAUAAACAUCGUAUGCUCUUUUAAAUGUAAGACUAAUUGAUCGUAUAAACAAAUUUAAAAACAAACAAAUAAAUAUUUAUAAUGUGUAUUUAAGGUGCACAUUUAUAGUGAAUUGAAAACUUUUGAUUACAUUGCUGAGAAAUAGAACACUACUGCCUGUCGAGUAUCAUUAUAUAAUCUCACAAGGUUGAACAGAAUUUAAUUCAAUAAAAUGUCGCCUAUCAAUGAUCGCUUUUAUCGUUCAAUUAAUUGUUCUCUUGAAUUGUAAAUAUGUUGGUUAAUUAAUUUGAUGAUAGUAAAAGGAAGGUAUAAAAUCUCGUGCGUUCGUCCCCAAGUUCUAUAUAUGUUAAAUAGUUCAAAUGGACAAACUUUUUUAUGCUAAUUUUUAGUAAUCACUUUGCAUCAGCAAAUUGUUUUUAUUCAUCAUGAAUAUCAUCAUGAAUAAUAUUGAUAUUAAUUAAAGCCACUUUUAAUUAUAAAUGUGGUGGCAAUUAAAUAAAUAAAAUAGAAUUAAAGUGAAACAUAAAAAUAGCAAACAUAUAUCAUAAUAAAUUAAGGCGAAGCGAGAAUUUACCAUUGUAAUUAUGUAUAAACCA